ACAAUAGUUUCCUUUUUUUUUCUUCUCUGUUUAUCUAUUUAUUUAGGCCUUUUAGGAUUCUACUAUGGAAUCUUCUUUAUACUUUAAAAAAUUAAAGGUCGUAGGCAGAGUAGCUCUGACUUCUCAGGCCGGAGCUGUAUAAACAAAUAGGUUCAUAGUUUCCAAGGAACACAACUAUUGCUGACUGGUUUUAUUUGGUGCAUAGAUUAUCUGCUUCCUUAGUUAUGUUUUAUCUUUGCCGACAUAUUGGUGCUCUUUUGAUCUGAAAACUUCAACUACAACCGGCAACAACUGUCUUAAAAUUGAAAAUGGGGCAAGCUCUUGGGUGUAUUCAAGUGGAGCAGUCAACUGUAGCUAUAACGGAAACCUUUGGGAAGUUUGAUGAUGUGCUUGGUCCUGGUUGUCAUUGUUUGCCUUGGUGUUUGGGAAAACAGGCAGCUGGUACUCUCUCCUUGCGUGUGCAGCAAUUGGAUGUUCGAUGUGAAACAAAAACCAAGGAUAACGUGUUUGUUAAUGUGGUAGCUUCAAUUCAGUACCGAGCCUUAGCAGAUAAGGCUCAAGACGCUUUCUAUAAGCUCAGCAAUACCAGAUCCCAGAUCCAAUCCUAUGUCUUUGAUGUUAUUCGGGCAAGUGUUCCUAAGUUGGAGCUGGAUGCAGUAUUUGAGCAGAAGAAUGAUAUAGCGAAAGCCGUGGAAGAGGAACUUGAAAAGGCCAUGUCACAUUAUGGGUUUGAGAUAGUUCAGACUCUUAUUGUGGAUAUUGAACCAGACGAGCAUGUAAAGAGGGCAAUGAAUGAGAUAAAUGCAGCUGCUAGAUUGAGGGUGGCUGCCAAUGAGAAGGCUGAAGCAGAGAAGAUAUUGCAGAUCAAGCGAGCAGAAGGAGACGCUGAGUCAAAGUAUCUGGCUGGGCUUGGUAUAGCUCGGCAGCGGCAGGCUAUUGUUGAUGGACUUAGGGACAGCGUUCUGGCCUUUUCUGUGAAUGUACCUGGCACAACAUCAAAGGAUGUCUUGGACAUGGUUCUUGUGACACAAUACUUCGACACAAUGAAGGAGAUCGGUGCGUCAUCAAAAUCCAACUCUGUUUUCAUCCCACAUGGGCCAGGUGCUGUAAGAGAUAUUGCUACUCAAAUCAGGGAUGGUCUUCUUCAAGCGAGAACCACCGAAUAGCCUCAAGUUUGGACAGCCCAUCUAUCCUGCUUUAUCAACCCCCCCCCCCCCCCUCUCCCUAUAAAAAGAAACAAAACUUCACUCCUAUAUACUAUCAACAGUAUUUUGAGUCUUUCUACUCGAUAACAAUAGUAGUAAUCAAAGAUGGUCCAAAAGGUUGUUAUCCUUGUUAAUAGGUUAAGGUUUAAGGUUUGAAUCUUAUUUCUAAAUCUUGCGACUUUAUUGUAUGUAUGAAAAUAGAAGAGCAUGUCAGUAGUGGUAGUAGUAUAUACUCGUUGAUAAACUGGGUUUUGAGCUUUGUAAUUGUACGCAUGGAAGAUGUUACAGUGUUUUUUAUUGUGUAAAAAAGUUUUAACGGCGUUAUUGGUUGCA
Messenger RNA from Durio zibethinus, 1538 nucleotides. RefSeq names its product hypersensitive-induced response protein 1. Gene Ontology annotation, cellular component: mitochondrion. The record is from RefSeq and is a predicted model, not a curated record. NCBI's taxonomy places the organism in Eukaryota, Viridiplantae, Streptophyta, Magnoliopsida, Malvales, Malvaceae.